Molecule: messenger RNA, 1573 nt
Organism: Girardinichthys multiradiatus
Lineage: Eukaryota; Metazoa; Chordata; Actinopteri; Cyprinodontiformes; Goodeidae
Gene: rcn1
Product: reticulocalbin 1, EF-hand calcium binding domain
Exons: 6
Coding region: 265-1236 (323 amino acids)
Cellular component (GO): endoplasmic reticulum
Molecular function (GO): calcium ion binding
Source: RefSeq, a predicted model, not a curated record
GCUUGGUUGCAUCCUUGUCACAAGAAAGAGGACAUGACUGCUAUGCAACUAGAGGUGUUUUAGAGGAGCUGUUUUCUGUGUCUGGUGUUUUUACAGACUUUGUUUCCUGCGAAAGGAGGAGGAAGGGCUCCAUUUGAAGAGGUGUAGUAAGUAAAAGUAGCAACACUGCUGCUGACGCUUUGCCAACUGAUCAUUUUAGUGUUUUAGGCCUGUUUGCUGUGUGGUGCAGCUGCUGAUUAACGUCAGCAUCAGCCCCAGAGACGGAUGGCCGGUUUUAGUUGUAGCUUUAGCUUUAUGAGCGCUGUGCUCCUGAGCGCCUGCGUCGUGAAUGCGAAGCCCACGCUUAGGAAAGAGAGGGUUCUCCGUGAUCCAGAGCUGAGGCAAGCCCACGAAGACAGCAAGAGCUACCAGUACGACCAUGAGGCCUUUCUGGGCAAGGACGAGGCCAAGACGUUUGACCAGCUCACCCCCGAGGAGAGCAGGGACAGGCUGAGCAAAAUUGUGGACCGUAUAGAUGGAGAUGCAGAUGGGCACAUCACAACAGAUGAACUGAAGGCCUGGAUAAAGCGUGUCCAGAAGCGCUACGUGUACGAGAACGUAGCAAAGGUGUGGGUCGAUUACGAUCUGAACAAAGACAACAAGAUCUCUUGGGAUGAGUACAAGCAGGCCACUUACGGAUAUUAUCUCGCUAACCCAGAGGAGUUUGAGGAUGCCACAGACCAGUUCAGCUUUAAGAAGAUGCUUCCUCGAGAUGAGAGAAGGUUCAAAGCGGCGGAUCUAAAUGGCGACCUGGCAGCAGAAAAGGAAGAGUUCACGGCCUUCCUCCACCCCGAGGAGUUCGAACACAUGAAGAAUAUUGUGGUUCUGGAAACGCUGGAGGACAUCGACAAGAACGGCGACGGACAUGUGGAUGAAGACGAGUACAUUGCUGACAUGUUUGCUCACGAGGACGGGGGUCCUGAACCUGACUGGGUCAGGACUGAGAGGGAACAGUUUUCUGACUUUCGAGACCUGAACAAAGAUGGAAAGAUGGAUCAGGAUGAAAUCCGGCACUGGAUUAUGCCACAAGACUAUGACCAUGCCCAGGCUGAGGCCAGACACCUCGUGUACGAGUCCGACCAGGACAAGGAUCAGAGACUGACCAAACAGGAGAUUCUUGACAACUGGAACAUGUUUGUUGGAAGUCAGGCCACCAAUUAUGGCGAAGACCUCACCAGAAACCAUGAUGAGCUCUGAUCUCCAGAAACUCAAAUGUACUCCCUCCUGUCAGUGGAUCAGUGGGACAGACUUCACAGUGACGCCUCUCAAACAGACACUUUAGAUGCCAAAUAAAAUGGAUAGAUGUUCCUACUAAAGUUUUUUUGGACGGUUUCCCUCCUCUUGUUAGAUAGUUUUGCUCCUGAUAUUCAGGAGUGAAAUCAGAGGGGUCUUGCUGUAAUUCUGAGCGGUGCCUUCCAGCCAUGGUGCAGCAAACAGUGCUGCCUCUAAUAUUUGUAUAAAUGUUUUUCAAUCAAACCAGUCAUCGUCGGUUAUAUGAAUAGUUUGUGAUAGCAAUGAAAAUGUGAAACUUUAA